GCUUAAGCAUAUUAUCCCAGAGCCUCAGCUAUCAAAAAGACAGCUCCUGUCGUUCCCAGCCAUGGUUGAGAAUGGUGGUUUCAUCCCUUUGGGAGCGCAGCAGACCAAAUUCAAAUUCAAGGAUGGUGUGCAUCCCUUGGGUACCUCCAGCUGUCAGGCCGGAGCUCGCGUGACCAUGUCGUGGAACCAGGCCAUGCUGGCGCAGGCCCAAGGCUGGGGCCACAUGGAGAUAGGCCGCCGUCCCCACCAUGCGCGACCGCAUCUACUGGGCACGCGGCCACCGGCUGAAACAAAGAGGGAAGCAAAGGAAAACAAACAACAUGUACAAGCCCUCCAUCAGCAGACCAGUUCACACCAGAUCUCCCCAUCGCCCCUGCACUCCCUGGACUUCCCACUGCUACCCCGACACCAUGCCUCAACAUCAGCUGUGGGUGCGGGCAGGACACGGGAUGUCCUGGCCGAGAUUUUGGACUUUUGGUCUUCACUGCAGCGAGACUUGAAAGAUGUUUGGAGGAAGCACAGCUGGAUGCAACUGACGCCUGAGGCAGCGUUUGCAGGUGAGCUGGGCCGGUGGGGCGCGGCCAACGGCAAGCCCCAUGGCGUGGGAUGUUUGACUCUGGCAGAGACUCAGCAUCUGGGUUCCUUCCGUGAAGGGCGCGCGGAAGGUCAAGGGAUAUGUUUCAGUAGCUGCGGCAAGGUGUGCUUCGGGAAAUGGAAGUGCAAUGCCAGGGUGGGCGAUUUCAUCCUCUUAGAUGCGCAAGGAAUCUCGACGUGGCGCUGCUGCACUAGCCUUCCUCGUGUUGCCCGGCGAUAUGACUUGGGCGUGUGGAACCUCUUCAGCGUGUCGCAGAAUCAGCUCCGCCUCGCACGGCUGCGCUCGGAUUUGGGGUAUCAUCGAGGCUGGGGCAAGAUUGGAAGGGCCUUAUUGAGGAUGACCACCUUCAGUGAUCCAAGGUUGGCGCUACAGCUGACGCUGCAGCGUUGGCGGAGCUCUGUGGUGCAGAAGGAGGCCGAACGACUUCGCUUGGAGCGGCUUCAACAGGUCUUUAAAGCUUGGUUUGAAGUCUUGGUCAUGGUGAAGUACAACAACGCCAUGGACCAACUGGAACGGACCAGCGAGAAACUGCAGACGGCUAAGGCGAAGUGCUUGGAGGCCGAGACUCGGACAGAGAAGAUGAAGGGACGCCUCCAAGAGCUCAUCUGGAUGGAUUGGGAUCUCUGGUGCAGCUGGGUGCUCUUCGCAUGGCAAUGGGCCGUAAGGCUCUGCCGUUCCACCAAGGACUUUGCGCUGCAGGCGCGUCUGCGGCGUGCCGAGCAGACCUUGAAACUCAGCGAUUCUUUCGGCCAGGGCUCGGCAGACCUGAAGCCCACUUUCCAGGCAUGGAGUAGCCUUGUGAAACGCGACAGGAAGAGAAAGAUCAUGGCGGCCCGAUGGAUGUAUGGUGUGGGCACCGAUACCUUAGAAGAGGUUUUUCGUGCCUGGCGUGGGGUGAAAUACGCUGAGUUCGAGCGUGUCUCGCAGCUGCUUCGACGCAAAGAGCAGGACUUCCAAGAGUUACAAAGCUUGUCUUCCCACCUCUACACCUUCUCGCAGCAGAGCUGCGGCCGGGCGCAGCGCAUGGAGUCCGCGCUGCUGGCGGCGGAGAGGGCCAUGGAACUGAGCGCCACACGCGGAAAUGACUUGGAGCGGCAGGUGGUGGAGUUGCAAGGACGUUUGCAGCAGCACCAGGACGCUGAGGAUUUACAGCGCCACCAGUAUGAAUUCCAAGUGACUCGGAGGUGGGACGCCGAGCUGGUGGCGCAGCAGGGCAAAAGGCAGCUGUUGCUCGCCGAGCUGUCGGCCAGUGAAGAUCAACAGGUGCACCUUCAUCAGCAGAUGGGACAUCUUCGUGCAGAGUCGGAGCAACUGUUGCGCGUUCAACUGGAAGAACUUUCGGUGGAGGCUGAUGCGCUGCGCAGUUUGAACCGAGAACACGCUGAACUCUGCGAAGAAGCAGAAGCCCGUGGCCGUGAAGAAGAGCAGCAGGCCCUUCAAGAUCAGCAGCUCUUGGCGGGCUUUCGCGAGCGGCAACGGCUGGCGCUCGAGAAGGUGAGACGUUCAAAAGCUCAAAGUUCCGUUUUGAGGCAGCAGCUGGGCCUCACCGAGCCCAGUGUGGCGGAGCUGCAGGUCCAGCAGGUCCAGCAGGUCCAGCAGGUCCAGCAGGUGCCUGUAGAGUCGGCGCCGGAGGUGCCUGUAGAGUCGGCGCCGGAGGAUCCACCUUCCGAAGGUUGUCUUGAAGCUGACGAGGAGGACAGCGGUUACACGCGGGAGGAGUGGAUGGAUUUCUUUUCGGAGGAGGGCUUGAGUGCGGAUGAAUUGGAUGCCUUGGAAGUGGUCUUCGAUCACCUGAACAUUUCGGGGGAUAUCUUGGUGGAUCACUUAAAGGAUGCCGUGACGGAUCAGUCCAUAGCUCUGACCUCGGAGAUACGGCAGAGUUGCCUGGAAAAAUGCGGCGCUGUUGCGGGUCCAUCGGAAUGGGACGAAGAACUGGCGGCAUGGAGGCUCUUCCACAAUCUUGAUCAAUCUUGUGCCAGCUCAUGGAUUCGCUUGGGAGUGGCUGAGCGAAAAGCCCCGGCCGAAGGCCGUUUGGGACGGCUAUCUUUCAGAGAAAGGAUGCUGAAGAUGGUUGCAGAUCAGCAGGCCCAGUUUUUCAAUGCAGACAUUGGUGAUGGCUCGACCGUGGAUGAGCAAGCACCCAGACGACGACGACAGUUGCCGAAGUGUUUGAAAGAUCAACUCAAGGAUGAACAGAACGAUGAUGAGAAGAAGAAUCGAAGGCAGCAUCCAUGA
This is a messenger RNA of Cladocopium goreaui, 2830 nucleotides long. Lineage: Eukaryota; Dinophyceae; Suessiales; Symbiodiniaceae. The record is from the annotation of a GenBank genome assembly.